UUUGUUAGAUUUUAUUUUCUAUUUUGCUAUUAUAUGAGUAUAAUUGUUCCAUCUGUCAUAUGCAAUUUUCUAAAUGCCAUGAGAAACUCAAGUAAGAUAAAUGAAACGACGAUUAGAAAUCAUUUUUACUUUUAUUCUAUAAUAUAUUAUAUAUUACAACUUUUUAUUACGUUCUACUGACCACUUCAACCGCCGUCGGCGUUCUGAAAAUUGCUAGCCUGUGCAUCAUGUAUACUUUUUCUGGUCGAAAAAGAAUGUAUCUUACUUGCCCAAGUUUCUGUCGUUUAGUAUAACAAGCUGGAAAUGAUUUCAGCGUUUUAUUAAUUUAUUUUACAAGGUCAUUACGGAAAAUUACUUAUGUUUAAAAAACGCAAGUUCUGAAUUGAAAAGAUCGAAUUGAAUUGAAUGUUGAAGAUAACCGAGCCUUCUGUAUCAGUUUAUUUAUGCUUAUCUUUUGGCAUCGUAAAAAUCUGCGAUAAUAGUUUCCAAUCGCAUUAUUGCUCGUGUUUGAAAUGAUUAACGCAUCAUGACGCGCUCUCAGUGAUGCAACAAUUCAUAAUGGAGGUGGUUUUCUCUCUUCCCCCACUAUAUUUCUUCUACGAUAACAUCUACACUGGUAAGCGGACCAGUCCGUAUUUAUAACGUUCUACGCCUCGAUCGGUGAAGCCACUCGUUUCAUCUCCCGUUCAUUCGUGUCGACGAAAAUGGAGUUCGCGUCGUUAUUUUCGUCACCUUUUGCGUUAUUACUGAUCACUCUGAUCAUCAUUGGUGUCGUGAAAGCUAUCAGCGUGGUGUAUAAUGCGUACUCUUUCUGGUCGAAAAAGAAUGUACCUUACUUGCCCGAUUCGCUGUCGUCUCUGAUAACAAGUUGGAAAGUGUUUUUACGUCUUAUAAGCUUCCCCGAUUGGGGCGAAUACAUGUAUAAUUACCUUCCGAAUGCUAAAUACCUCGGAAUACUGGAUUUCACUACGCCUGGCUUGCUUAUACGCGAUCCAGAUCUGAUCAAAGAUAUCACGGUGAAGGACUUUGAACACUUUCCGGAUCACCGUUCCUUCGUGGACGAAAACGUCGAGCCGUUAUUCGCCAAAAAUAUAUUCUCCCUGCGUGGGGACCGUUGGCGGGAGAUGAGGAACACACUGAGCCCUUCCUUCACUGCCAGCAAAAUGAAAUUCAUGUACGAACUGAUAGCCAAGUGCUCCACCGAGUUCGUCGACUAUCUGGUCGAUCAUCCGGAACUCUGUUCUUCCAUAGAGACGAAGAAGAUCUUCAGACGGUACACCACCGACGUCAUCGCCACGACGGCUUUCGGCGUCAGCGUGAAUUCCAUGAAGGACCCCAACAACGAGUUCUAUUUGAAAGGCAUCGAGGCCAGCAAGUUCUCUAGCGGCGCGCUGUCCAUGCUCAAGUUCGUGUUUAUGCGCGGGUUCCCGCGACUCGCGAAAGCACUCGGUGUGACCUUCUUUCCUCGAGCUACGGGCGACUUCUUCAAGAGAAUCGUAGACGAGAACAUCAAGAUGCGGGAGGCGCAGGGUAUCGUUAGACCGGACAUGAUUCACCUCCUGAUGCAGGCGCGAGACAAAGGCAGCGCACACAAGCUGACGCUGGACGACAUCGUUUCGCAGGCGUUCAUCUUCUUCUUCGCGGGAUUCGAGACGUCCUCGACGCUCAUGUGCUUCGUCGCUUACGAGCUUGCGGUCAAUCCGGACAUCCAGGCUCGCCUGCGUGACGAGGUCGACCGGCAUCUCGCCGAAGGUAACGGCAGUAUCUCGUACGAGUCGAUGUCGAAGAUGGUUUACAUGGACAUGGUGGUCUCCGAGGCCCUCAGGAAGUAUCCACCGGUGAUCUUCACCGACAGAUUCACCGCCAAGAGAUACGAGCUGCCUCCGGCGCAACCGGGUUGCAAAAGUCUGAUCAUCGAGCCCGAAACCGUGAUAAUGUUCCCCACUUACAGUCUGCAACACGAUCCCAAGUACUUCCCGAACCCGGAGAAGUUCGAUCCUGAAAGGUUCAACGAGGAGAACAAGGACAAAAUUCACCCGUACACUUAUCUGCCAUUCGGACUGGGACCCAGGAAGUGCAUCGGCAAUCGAUUCGCUCUCAUGGAAACGAAGCUGCUGAUAGCCGAACUCUUGCAGAAAUUUAUUCUGAAACCCACGGAGAAAACUGCCUACCCCGUCGUGUUUGAUAAGAAGGAGUUCGCGUUGCAGCCCAUCGGCGGAUUCUGGCUCCGCUACGAGAAAAGGGAAAAGGGAAAGUAAAGGAGCUUGGUUUGCGCGCAGCGCGCGUUACUUCGCAUCCGGAGGAGCGAGCAUCGCUGCGUUUCCAAUUCUUUGAUAAGACCAACGUGCGUUCUCGGGAUCUUCGCUUCCGAAAAAGAUUUAUCUAUGCUGUAUCAUAGUUAUGCAAGUUCAACAAACAGCAUUAUUCCACUACGUUGUGCUAAUCAAGUGUUAGUUAAUGAAAUAUGGAAAAAUGGAUAUUACGAUGAAAAGACACUGUUUAUGCUAGAUUUCCGAAAAGUACUGAUUAUACUCUUUAUUUUCUUCGUGGCUGACGUAACUACUAUUUAUUGGUACAUAAGAUAACAUCCAGUGGAACGGAUUGAAUAAUGUGCAAUUAAACAGAUAUUCAGUUUGUUAGAAGGUUUUAUAAGAGAAGAUAUUAUUGUUGUUUUCUGUUAUACUCUUGAGAGAGUUAUUAAUUUUUUUUAUUUAUCCAGAUCACACAUAUGUUUUCUUUGAUUGUGAAAGUAAUUGUUUUGCGCGUUGUACGUUUUGUUGAAAUUUUUCAUGUAAUAAUGUAUUUGAUAACUGAAACUGUGAUUGCAAUAUGUUUCUUUCAUAUUUGUAAAAUAACUUUAAAACUAAAGUUUUGGAUAUCAUUGUUUUACGAAAUGAUAAUGUUUCUUAUAAGAGUGGGAAAAUAAAUUAAGAAAUACAAUGUC
Molecule: messenger RNA, 2944 nt
Organism: Ooceraea biroi (clonal raider ant)
Lineage: Eukaryota; Metazoa; Arthropoda; Insecta; Hymenoptera; Formicidae
Product: cytochrome P450 9e2
Molecular function (GO): oxidoreductase activity, acting on paired donors, with incorporation or reduction of molecular oxygen; heme binding; iron ion binding
Source: RefSeq, a predicted model, not a curated record